Messenger RNA from Pseudopipra pipra, 2724 nucleotides. It is a transcript of the gene WDR86, whose product is annotated as WD repeat domain 86. The transcript is spliced from 7 exons. The record is from RefSeq and is a predicted model, not a curated record. Bases 269 to 1462 code for a protein of 397 amino acids. Gene Ontology annotation, molecular function: protein binding. NCBI's taxonomy places the organism in Eukaryota, Metazoa, Chordata, Aves, Passeriformes, Pipridae.
GCCUCCCCGCGGGGCGGAGGCGGCGGCGGAGGGGGGACCCCGCGCUCGGCCCGGCGGCGGCUCCGGCGCCCCGGCCAGAGGAGGUUCCCCCUCCCCGUAGGGCGAGCGCGGGAUCGCCGCGUCCGGGGCGGAGUCCGGACUACCCUGCUGAUGUUUGGGAGCUGAGGUGAUGGCAGAAGUCGGUCGGUGGGACGCGGCUGGAGGUCCCGGGGCUGCGGAGCGCCCGUGAUCCGACCCCGCGGGCUCGGCCAGCGCCGGGAGCGCCGGGAUGGGGAACAGCGGCUCGGCCGUGAAGGUCUGCACGGAUCACCAAGGGGGCAUCAACUGGCUGAGCCUGAGCCCCGACGGGCAGCGGCUGCUCACGGGCAGCGAGGACGGCACCGCUCGGCUCUGGAGCACCGCCGACAGCCAGUGCCACGGACACUUCCAAGGACACGAAAGUUACAUCACCUUUUGCCACUUGGAAAACGAGGCUGCCUUCACGUGCAGUGCAGAUCACACCAUUCGGAAGUGGGAUGUGCUGACGGGGCAGUGCCUGGCCAUUUACCGAGGCCACACGUCAAUUGUGAACAGGAUCCUGGUUGCCAAAGACUAUCUCUUCAGCGGCUCCUACGACAGGACGGCCCGCUGCUGGAGCGUGGACAAGGAGAAACAAAUCCAGGAAUUCCGGGGCCAUCGGAACUGUGUCCUGACUCUAGCUCACUAUUCCUCCAGGGAUGUUCUCGAGGAAGAGGAGGAGGAAGAGGAGGAGGAGAGGGUGAGCAGAGACCUGCUGGUGACAGGGAGCACCGACUGCACUGUGAAGGUCUGGUGGGUGUCCAGCGGGCGCUGCUACCAGACCCUGCUGGGACACACCGGGGCCGUCCUGUGCCUUAUACUUGAUGCACCAAACAGGGAGCUGUUCUCUGGCAGCACGGAUUACACCAUUCGGACCUGGAAUAUUGUCACUGGUGAGCAGCUCAAAGUGUUCAAAGAGCACCAAGGAUCAGUAAUCUGCCUGGAGCUGGUGAACCGGCACUUGUAUUCGGGGAGCGCGGACAGGACAGUGAAGUGCUGGUUAGUUGACACUGGGGAGCGAAUCCAAACGUACAAGGCUCACAAACACAGCGUUAGCACUUUGAAAUACCACGCUGGGAUCUUGUUCACAGGAAGUGGCGAUGCCUGUGCAAGAGCUUUCAAUUCCAGGAGUGGAGUCCUGCAGAAGAUAUUCCGAGGACACAAGUUCAUCAUCAACUGUAUCCAGAUCCACAAUGAGUUGCUCUACACAGCUUCCCAUGACGGCACACUAAGGAUUUGGGACAUCCGGGGAAUCUGCAAGAGAAAUAAGCGGCGUUUGAAGAAGGAGAGGUCUGUCCAGGGCAGGAGCUCGCAGAAGGGGAGCCUGUCUCGCCUCUUCAACAACAAAGUGGGCUGUAUGGUACAGCAGGAGAACGGGGAACACGAGGCUGUUGAACUAAUGUGACUGCCCAGAACGGCCUUUCUGUCAGUGACCAAAGCUGAACCUUUUGUUUUCUGCACCACUGUGUCCAUGUAAACCAGAACUUGGAAAGAGACGGGAAAUGGCUUUGCUUGAACCUCAGUGUCAUGAGCCAGGGUUCUCUGUGACUGCCAGAUGGACUCCAGUCAGAUCCUGUCACUGCAGAUGACUCAGCUGAGCAGGUGUGGGGCCAGGAGGGACAGCAGUGUGGCUCAGGUGUGGUACCUCUGUGUGUGCAAUUAGGAACUUCCCUUGUUUCAGUUCCCUCGGGCACAGAAGUGCUGCACAUCUCUGCCUGCCCAGUGUCUAAUGAGAGAUGUUUUCCCCUGUUCCUGUUGCCCACUCACAUGGCCCCUGUUCAGCCCAGUGUGGCAGUGGAAGGUGCCCUGCAAGUACAGCUACAAAUUCCACCUUCACAGCUGACCUUUGUGUCAGUCGUUGGCUGACUGGACACCUCUCUGGGAAGCUGAAAGUAGUAGGACAGCAAUUAAUUUAAUUGCCUUUUUUUUUACAAAACAUAAGCCAGAGACCAAGCUAAACCUCAGCCCUUUUGUACCAAGGUCAGCUGUUUGCCAAGACACAGCAGUUCCCCUCCUCCCAACAAUCCAGUGGGGUCUUUUUUUUACCUUUUAAAAUCUCACACUUCAGCAGAGGAAGCACCAAUGACUUCACAUGUGUCUUCUGUGAACUGCCAGGGUUGUGAGCUUCCAGCCACCCAUGUACCUUGGGCACAGUUCCUGAUGAGCUCCUCUGAAGGGCCUCCUCUUGGCAUAGCAGGAGUUGGAAGGUGGUGACUAUACCACCUCUGUGGGUAGCCUGGCCCUCUGCUUGGCUGGCUUUACAGGGGGGAAGGUUUUCCUUACAUCCACUAGGAAUGCCAAAUUGUAAUUUUCAUGGAAGAGGAGAGCAAACCAGGAUUUAUUGGGUGUUCUGUAUGUAUUGUCUUUCCUCCUCUCGAGGCUGUGUCUUGCUGGGUUGUGAGUAGCAUUGGAUAAGCUGUCAAACUCAAGAGAAGGUCUCCCAGUCUUUUUUCAGGUUCAUCCCUCUCUGAUAACCACUGAGCCAUGAAUUAACAAGGGUUCUUAUAUUUUUCUAUUUGCAGAUAUAGCUCUUUGUAGAACCAGUCCAAAAAUACCUAACCACAUGUUUUUAUUUUUAUGGCUUUAUUUAUUCUGUACUACAGCAAGAUAAAAAUGCUGUAUUCUUUUUUUAGAAUGGAUUAAUAAACAUGUGGCAUCUACAGACAA